Puccinia graminis f. sp. tritici CRL 75-36-700-3 is the source of this 360-nucleotide messenger RNA. RefSeq lists its product as uncharacterized. NCBI's taxonomy places the organism in Eukaryota, Fungi, Basidiomycota, Pucciniomycetes, Pucciniales, Pucciniaceae. The transcript has 2 exons. The coding region runs from base 1 to 360 and encodes 119 amino acids. The record is from RefSeq and is a predicted model, not a curated record.
AUGAGCCGGCAACAAAUUGACAGCCAAGUUUCUUUGAAUCAGCCUAUGCAAAUCCGAAUGACCUAUGCUCGCUUGGUCAUGAUACACUACUACAAGAAUAAACAAGACAACGACUCUCAGUGGACUGCAAUCGAUGACCGAUUACGAGUCCUCCGAGCUUCUUCAAAAGAAUUUCAACAAGUAACCAUUCCUUCUUCUCCCAACUUCAGCCAUGCACAGCUUGUGAUGGACAAAGACGACCAGCUUUUUUCGCACAAGAGGCACAUCAACCAAAUUACUAAGGAUGAGUGUGUUGUGCCCACUCUCGAUGACGUGCAAGCUGCAAUGGCUGCUGGGAUGGUGGUGAACCAUUCCACUUGA